Molecule: messenger RNA, 3384 nt
Organism: Calliphora vicina (urban bluebottle blowfly)
Lineage: Eukaryota; Metazoa; Arthropoda; Insecta; Diptera; Calliphoridae
Gene: Cdc7
Product: Cdc7 kinase
Exons: 3
Coding region: 550-2976 (808 amino acids)
Biological process (GO): protein phosphorylation; mitotic DNA damage checkpoint signaling
Cellular component (GO): nucleus
Molecular function (GO): protein serine/threonine kinase activity; ATP binding
Source: RefSeq, a predicted model, not a curated record
UCGGUUCGAGAAAAAUUGUGCUGCAUUAUUUUUAAUUUAUUUUUGUUUCUAAAUAGAAUUGCAUCUACAAAAUAAUAUAUUUGAGUUUAUAAACGAUGUGAAUUAAAAGGCAAAUAGUUAUUUGUUAUCAAACUAAGUUUGUGAUAAAUUAAAAAAUAUUGUAUACACAAAGCGGUAAGAAAAAAAGCCAAAAACAUAGUUGACAGGCCGCUUGUCAAAUGAAAAUAAAAUCAAAUUAAAAAUAGAAAAUUAGUCAAAUAGUUAAUAAAGUGAAUUGAAAUUAUUUACGUUGAAAUUAAAACAAAAUUAUUUAAUAAUUUUGUACUUUUGAAGAUAAAUACCAAAUUUUGUAGUGAAAUAGAAUGAAAAGCACAUGAUAAUAGCAAAUUGUUAUAAAAAUUAAGAGAAGACGUUGUGAAGAGAAAAAAAUUUAAGAGUAGCAUAAGGGAAUUUGCUAAUUCAACGGUGAAAAUUCUUGAUAAUUUUUCCAUAUUGUUAAAAGAAAAACGUGCGAUUAUAGAUAAUUUUUUUUUAUAAAUAAUAAAUAUUAUGGAUAGAAAGUUAAAAAAAGCAGUAAACCUAAAAGGAUAUAAUUUAUUAGCCACAGGAGCAGCUACAGCAAACACUACAACUAAGCAAAGUGAUAGUUUUAUGCAAACUUCAUAUGUGAUUCCAACAAAUACUACCUCAAUGCCCCCAGUUAAUUUACCGCCACCCGCAACAACAUUAGCCAAAGAUGCUGCCGGCUUUAAUCAGUAUCAUUCACCUCAAUAUCGUAGCACAAGACAACGUACCAACAUUACGACAACACAACAGAAUGCCAAUUAUAAUAUAAAUACGGCUGCAACAACAACACCUUUACAAUUAACACAACAACAGCAACUGCAGUCGACGACAGGGCAAAAAAUUAACAACAACAACACCAAUAAUAAUAAUAGUACGAAUAAUCAAACAGUGAUGAGUGCUAAAGCAGCUGCCUGUAUAGCUUCACCUAUGGAACAGCUGGCAGCAGUUCAUGCAAAGGCUACUUCAAGUCGUAAUAAGAAUGAAGAGGCCAUUAAUGACUUGAAAACACGCAUUCCUGAAAUUGAAAAUAUCUUCGAUAUACACAGUCGAAUUGGUAAUGGUACCUUUAGUACGGUACUAUUAGGUACGCUAAAAAGACAACGUGAUGUACCAGAUAAUCAAAAACGUAAAUUUGCAAUCAAACAUCAUAUACCAACUAGUCAUCCAGAUAGAAUAAUGAAAGAACUGCAGUGUAUGGCAAAAAUUGGUGGCACCGACAAUGUGGUGGGCAUCAAUUGCUGUAUACGUUGCGAUGAAUCGGUGGCUUUUAUAAUGCCCUAUUUGGCACACGAUCGUUUUCAUGACUUUUACAAUAAAAUGGAUGUGGCCGAAGUACAAUUUUAUAUGAAAAAUCUCUUAAUAGCUUUGCGUCAUGUCCAUCGCUUCAAUGUUAUACAUCGUGACGUUAAACCCAGUAAUUUUUUAUACAAUCGCCGCAAGCGACAAUUUCUAUUGGUUGAUUUUGGUCUGGCCCAACAGGUGACCGCAUCACAGGUCAGUUUGUCCAACAAUAAUAGCAACCUCACGGGAAAAUUAGAAAGCCUCGCAUUGCUGGCACCACCUACUAAUGCAACCGCCGCAGUGGGCGUAGGCGAAGGCAAGAGGAUACGUGAACACGAUGAUAUGAAUUCUAAAAAAUCUCUGGAAGUGGCUGUUGCUGUAACUGGUGCUGGCGAGGUAGUUAGUGGUACAGCAAAACGUUUACGCUGUACAUUACCCCCACAAGAACAACAAACGCCAGCGGCCGUGUCAUCUGGUCCAACAACACGUGCCGCCAAUGCCGCUAAUACUGGUACUUUAUCACAUACACCUUUUAAAAUGCCUUUAAAACAAAUUAAUGAGAUUCCUAACACUCUACCCAUAGGAUCAAAAGGAGCUGUGGCCAGUGGAGGUAGUAAUGCAAGUGUACACGAACGUAAAUCUGCUGUUGGAGCUGCAGUUCACACCAUGAGUAGUCGUUUACAGCAGAAAUUAAGAGCUCAAGGUGGCGCUGAAACGGUACAUCACAGCAGCACACGUACAUCAUCUGCAGGUGGCGGCAAAAAUACACCUCCCAUUACACAGGCUGCUAUUGCCAGCAAUAAUAAUAACAACAACAACAACAAUAAUAGUAUGGAUGCUAAAUACAAUACAAAUCGUAAUUUAUCGACCUCAAAUAGUCCCAAGUGUUAUUGCUAUGGCAAUGCCCAAGUUUGUAAUAUUUGUCUGGUGAAAAAGGAGAUUCAUGCCUCGCGCGCUGGCACGCCUGGCUAUCGGCCUCCCGAGGUGUUACUCAAAUACCCCGAUCAAACAACAGCCGUUGAUGUGUGGGCGGCAGGAGUAAUAUUUCUUUCUGUACUCUCCUCCGUUUAUCCAUUCUUUAAGGCUCCCAAUGAUUAUGUGGCCUUAGCAGAAAUGAUAACAAUAUUUGGUGAUAAAACCAUACGUAAAACCGCCCAUGUACUCGAUCGUUUGGUAACCUUAUCGCAAAAGACCAAACCUCUGGACUUGCGUAAACUGUGUGUGCGUUUCCGUAAUCGUGUGAAAUUCAGUUCGCCCGAAUUGUUAAAGAAAUAUCGAAGACCCGAUGGUACCUGUGAAGUUUGCAAGAAUUGUGAUCAAUUUUUUUUCAAUUGUCUGUGCAUGGAGUCACCUUUUGUAACAGAAUCUCAAGAUGACGAUGAUAUCUUUCCCUCCAGUGCCUAUGACUUACUCUACCGUUUGCUGGAGGUUAAUCCUCACAACCGCAUAACGGCCGAUGAAGCGUUGCAGCAUCCAUUCUUUCUGGAAUGUCAUAACAACAACAAUAACAUAACUACCUCAAAUCCUGUGACACCUUCUGCUUCCGCCCUGGCGACAACUGUGCCUCUAAAUACUCCCUCAAUAAGUUUGGCCGCCGCGGGUGAUUCUGCUAAGAAAACUCGCAAUUAACCAACACAACAUUUGCAGUGAUUUAUUGAAACAUUUCUUUGUAUUUUUGGUUUUAAUUAAUUUUCUAUUUAGUUUUUUUUUUUUGCUUUUGCCAAAGCCUAAUUUUAAUUUAUUAUAUUUUCUAUUGAGAUUUUGUUAUUAGUUUUUUAAUUUUGCCUCGUAUAUAUAUAUUGUAAAUCCUGCUUUUAUUUAUUUACUAUUUGUAUAUCCUUAAAAAACAUGUAAACAAAUUUCCUUUGUAACCAUUAACUAUAUAUUUAAAUAAUUAUUUUGUAUGAUAAACACAAAAUGUAUCCCUUGUUGAAUAUGCUAAAGAAAAUUUUUUGUAAAUAUAUUUUUAGAUAUUUUAUAUAUACACAUUAAAUUAAAAAAUAAUAUAGUGUUUAUAUUUAAAAAUUAAAAAAAGAA